AUGAAGCUGAUACCCUCCUUCAUCUGCCUGCUGGCCACAACGGCUGCAAUGACAGUGAAGGACCGCCUCGAAGCCAGGAGACUACCAGACCAUUCUAUCAUUGGCGAGAAUCUUGACGGCCUCCCUGAUUGCUACGCAAGCGACCCCAUCCCCAACAAAGCCCCUCCUCAACUACCAUCACCCUUUGCGAAUGCUGACCGUCUUCCUUUCUCGCAGAAACAAUGCAUGAUCGAAAAAGCCAACGUCGUCAAGAACCUUCCGAUCCUUAAACUAAAUGUGAAAGACUUCUGCGACAUGCCAAAUUGGAUCCGAGUCGGGAGCUGGGUUGACUGGCACUACUUUCCUUGCGUUGACAAAAAGUGCCCAUGGCCUAGGAAAGAGUCUAAGAAGCAGUCUGCAGCAUGGUUCAAGAACACCUGCGGCUGGGUCGGUUGA
This is a messenger RNA of Diaporthe amygdali, 435 nucleotides long. RefSeq lists its product as uncharacterized. Lineage: Eukaryota; Fungi; Ascomycota; Sordariomycetes; Diaporthales; Diaporthaceae. The transcript has 2 exons. The record is from RefSeq and is a predicted model, not a curated record. Bases 1 to 435 code for a protein of 144 amino acids.